This is a messenger RNA of Strongyloides ratti, 1866 nucleotides long. RefSeq names its product Basic-leucine zipper domain-containing protein. Bases 1 to 1866 code for a protein of 621 amino acids. Gene Ontology annotation, cellular component: nucleus. Lineage: Eukaryota; Metazoa; Nematoda; Chromadorea; Rhabditida; Strongyloididae. The transcript is spliced from 4 exons. Gene Ontology annotation, molecular function: DNA-binding transcription factor activity, RNA polymerase II-specific; RNA polymerase II cis-regulatory region sequence-specific DNA binding. The record is from RefSeq and is a predicted model, not a curated record. Gene Ontology annotation, biological process: endoplasmic reticulum unfolded protein response; regulation of transcription by RNA polymerase II.
AUGUGUAUAUUAAAUUAUUCUAGCUAUAAAUUAUUUAUAAUGGAUUUUUCUUAUAAUGGAAAUGAUCCUGAUUUUGAUAAAAUUUUAAAUAUGUUAAAUGAUAAUGAUAUUAAAGAUCCUAUAGAAGAAUUUAAUUGCAAUUAUUAUUAUCCCACAGACAAUAAAACUCCAUCAUCUACAUCCUCAGACUCAGGAAGGUACUCACCAACAUCAAUUGAUUCACAUGAAUUUUCCUCAAACUUCCAAUGUUCUCAACAAAAUUUCUCUUCAACAUUUUAUAAUCAAGAAAGUAAUUUGGGAUAUUCAACUAAUUCACCGGGUAGUUUGUCAGAAUUUACCAAUUCAGAAUAUAUACCUUCUCCCACCACAACUAAUGUUUCAUAUUUUUCACAGGAAACAGGAAAUAUUCAUGAAAAUGCUCCUUUAAAUGUGUCAACAUUUUUACCACAAAAUGGAAAUAUUGUAAAUAAACCAAUUCAAAAUACGAAGACAAAUUCUGUAUCAAAUGUUGUAUUAUUAAAUCCAGUGAAAAUUCUUCAUCCAGGAACUAUACAGGUUCAACCAAUUCAUGUAAUAUCACAACAACAACCACAAGUUUGUUUUGUCUUAGAAGACAACAAUCAAAAAGUACAAUCUGUACAAUCUAAAAAUUUAAAUUUCCCCAAAAAUACCCAUAAACUUCCGACUAAAGAUUUGGUUAUGAGUCAAAAUUCUUCCAAAUUAACCUUAAAUCAAGUAUCGGGAAAUGAGGCAAAUCCAACAUUACAAAAUAACAUUGAUGAGAGUGAAAAUGAAUUUAUAAGGAAACGAGAGGAGAGAAAGGCAAAAAAUAGGAUGGCUGCACAUAUCUCACGACAAAGAAAAAAGAUUGAAUUUAAUGAGAUGCAAAAUAAAUUAAAAUUAGUUGAGGAGGAAAAUAUUCACCUAAAAAGGGAAAAUCUAAAAUUAAAGAGUCAAAUUUUUGAAUUGGAAAAGGAAAAUCAAUCGUUGAGAUGUCCAUCUGAAUAUAAACCAUAUCAUAAAAAAGCUAAACUAGGUGCUUUUACUGCUGUAUGUAUGGUAGGCUUGAUAUGUACAUUUCAAUUUACAAGUUAUUUUCAAAAUCCACAAACACAUAUGCCUAUGCCUACAAAUAACUUUAAAGCUUUAACAACUCAACAAAGGGGAUUGCAAAUUAAAGAAGUUAUUAAUGAUGAUAGUAGUCUUUUAAAAAAAAUGGGAAGAUCACUUUCAGUUAAAAAUAGUACCAAAGAUAUGCAUUUAAUAAAAAAUACUGUAAAAAGUUUUAAUCAAUCAAAAUUUACAAAUUGUAGUCAAUUUUCAAUUAAUGAUCACAAAGUUUUCCACUUAAAUGCAAGUGCAAAAAAUAAGAUUAAUGAUGAAUUAAGUUUUUGGUUUGAUAAACAUGAAAAAGUAUAUGAAAAUGAGGAGACAAUCUUUUUUGAUAAAAUAAAAAAUUUUAAAAAAAAUUUAUACAAUGAUAUGUUAAAUUCUGGAAGAUAUUUGAAAAAAAAAGUUAAAAGAAUAAGUGUUGAGAAGGAGAGUAAUUAUCCAUUAUCAUUACCAAAAAUUGUUAAAAAAAAUAUUCUUAAUACGUUGGUUGAUGCUAUGAAACGGAGAAAUGAUACUAUAUAUGUAAUGCCAAAAAAAAAUUAUUAUUUACUUCCGGCAAUUAAUCGUGACAAUAAUACAGUACCAAAAAUGUCACUUUUGAUACCUUCAGAAAGGAUUUCUAAUUCAAAAUCAAAAUCAGAAAUUACAAUGUUAAAAAUUGAAUGUGAAAUUGUUGGAACAGAAUAUUUUAAUGUACCAAAAAGUUUAUUUAAUUAUGACACAACAAAUGAUGAAAGGCCUGGUUUUAUUUAA